GCGACGAUUCACGCUCAGUUGGUUGAAAGAAAGAGACGGCCGGACGAAACAGGUCGUCAAUAUAUCUACGUGAUGAAGGGAAUAGCAGCAUUUGGUAGAGUAGAAGAAAGAGCGUUGAUAGAAUACGUAAUUAACGGGGUGGUAGACGAUGAGAUGAAUAAAGGGAUUCUGUAUCAAUCACGAUCUUUAGAAGAGUUGAAAAGAAAUAUGGAAAUUUACGACAUUAUGAAAGGAAAGUCAAGAGCUACGAAGAGUUCAAGCAGAGGUGAUAAUGUUGWCAAAAGAGAAAGAAGAACGGAGGAAGUUARGAUGACAAAAUUACGAUGUUUCUCGUGUGGUUCACUCGAUCAUAAUAUAAAACAAUGUCCGAUGGUAGAGAAAGGUCCAAAAUGUUUCCGUUGUAACGAAUUUGGACACAUUUCAAAGACUUGUGAAAAGCGUGUCAACCWUAUCGCCGCUUCGGAAGAUUCAAAGUCGAUGGCGAUACAGGAUAAAGUUGUGAAAAUGKGUACAAUACGAGAAAACGAAGAGAAGGGAAAAAUCCAGAACCACGCUGAGCGAGAAGAUUUAGAAGAAGAAAUCAAGAACCACGUUGAACGAGAAGAUGUAGAGGAAGAAAUCAAGAACCACGCCGAACGAGAAGAUGGAGGAGAAGAAGUUCAGAACCACGCCGAACGAGAAGAUGUAGAAGAAGAAAUYAAGAACCACGCCGAUCAAGAAGAUUAUGCAAGAUCCGUCGACGAAGAAGRCGCCGACACAGUGUUGAACGAAGAGACAGCGAAAGGUGUUUUUVAUAUAACGGUGCGUGAGUUAGAUAUUAGACCACAGUGUGCGAAGRAAGUAAAUCAGUUGAUAAAAGAUCAUAAACCCGUAGAAAAGGUAAAAACUCCGAUAGAAGUACGAAUUAAGUUGCAUGAUAAUAAAUCCGWAGUGUUAAAAUCGCGUAGAUUAGCUCCGUGUGAUGAAGAAAUUUUAUACGGACAGAUAACGCAAUACUUGGAAGAAAGUGUCGAAAGUGUCUCACCUAGUGAAGUUGAAAAAUUUAAAGAGUUUGACGAAAAAGUAGAAAUCGUGCCUCCAGCCAAAGAAGAGAUCGCAGAACCAGUAGACAAAGAGGAAUUAAAAGAAGAUGUUGUACAGGAAAGAAUGAARAUUAAAGAAGAAGUAUUAGCUGAACAUGUUGAAAAAAUACAAGAGGAAGCAGAAAUCAAACCAGAAAUAAAAAUUGUAGAAGAUUUGAUAAAGAUCACGGUGGAAGAAAGCAAAGAAAGAAUACCACGGAUAGAUGUUGUAAAAAGUAAACUUGAAAAGCCUACAGUAAAUGCAGUUGUAAUUCCAGAAAAAAUAAAAACAACGGUUAAAGUGGAACCCACCGGAGAAAUCAAAGAAGAAGAGAUUGAAAAAGACGAAACAAUGUUGAUAUCCGAAGAAAAGAAAAUAGGAGCGAUUAGGACGAUUGCAGAACCACGACCAUAUGAAGAUUUCACGUUGGAAAACGGCCUGUUGAGAAAAAGAAAAGAACGCGAUAAACAGUACGAAGAAGAAACUCAAUCUUCGGGGACCGAAGAUUCGCAGAAUGGCCGAAUGUAGGAGAGUUUUAAGUGUAGCAGAGGUAGACA
Molecule: messenger RNA, 1619 nt
Organism: Polistes dominula (European paper wasp)
Lineage: Eukaryota; Metazoa; Arthropoda; Insecta; Hymenoptera; Vespidae
Source: RefSeq, a predicted model, not a curated record